Molecule: messenger RNA, 612 nt
Organism: Mollisia scopiformis
Lineage: Eukaryota; Fungi; Ascomycota; Leotiomycetes; Helotiales; Mollisiaceae
Exons: 1
Coding region: 1-612 (203 amino acids)
Source: RefSeq, a predicted model, not a curated record
AUGCUGGAAACGAAGCUGGACAUUGAGACCAUGGAGGAGACCACGGACGAUGUUGCAACCUCACUGCUAACAGACGAAACAGAAGACACAAAGCUUGAUGGCAUGAUCGAAGUAACAACUGAAGAAACAACCGAGGAGCUCGGGAGAGAGCUGGUCAGUGAUUCGAUAGAUGAUACAGACGAAAUUGGUGCAGUGGAACUGAAAGACGACAUCGAUGAGAAGAUGCUUGAGACCAAGGUGCUUGAUGGCACCGUCUGGCUUGAAACAAGGCUUGAGCUGACCAUGGACGUUGAUUCAAGGCUGGAGCUUGAUACAAGACUGGAGCUGGGCACAAGAGUGGAGCUGACGAACGAGCUGGAUUCCACAGAUGAGCUUGAGACCAGUGAGCUUGAUACAAUGCUGGAACUUGAGACCAUAGAGCUAGAGACCAUGCUUGAGCUUGAUUCAACGCUGGAGCUGACCAAGGAGCUUGAUGGCAUUGUGCUGGUAGCGAACGAGCUGGAAACCAACGAAGUGAAUACCAUGCUGGAGCUAGACACAAGGCUAGAGCUGACAAGGGAGCUUGAUUCAACGCUGGAACUUGAGACGAUGCUAGAAACCAAGAAGCUAUAG